Molecule: messenger RNA, 2930 nt
Organism: Phycodurus eques (leafy seadragon)
Lineage: Eukaryota; Metazoa; Chordata; Actinopteri; Syngnathiformes; Syngnathidae
Gene: acss2
Product: acyl-CoA synthetase short chain family member 2
Exons: 19
Coding region: 422-2563 (713 amino acids)
Cellular component (GO): cytoplasm
Molecular function (GO): acetyl-CoA synthetase activity; AMP binding
Source: RefSeq, a predicted model, not a curated record
GUGCUUGUCAAAAAGGGGGAAGUAGACUUUGUCAGCAGCAGGCACGCUCAAGGACUCGGUCACUCCUCCUCCUCCUCCCCUCGGCCCCCUGGAAUCUCCGUGUGUCUUUGAAAACAAAGUCAACCAAGUUGGUGACAAGGAAAGCCGGGACCUGGUCGUCGUCAGCGCGUCAAUGCGCCUCUCUUAGCCCGUUAGCUUAGCGGCGCCCGCGUCCUCCACGUCCGAUUUCCCUUCGGGACCUCACCUUCCCUUCCCGUCCAGCAUCACAACAACCGAAGGGAACCAAAUCGGCCUGCAAAGGAGCCGCUUUGUUGCUAGCAUAACACUCGGAGAAGCAGGGGGCAAUCUCGAGUGCAGCUAAGCUAGCGCCUUCGCUGGGAUCGAUUGUGUUGCUUGUUAGCGUCCAACGCAUCACCCGAACAUGAUUCCCGACAAGGCGCCCGUGGACGACGUCUUUCACGGGGCUGAGGAGAUGCGGAGGGGGGCUCACGUGCCCACCUUUGACAAGUAUAAAGAAAUGUACACGCGGUCCAUCGAGGACCCUGACAGGUUCUGGGGGGACGUGGCCAAGGACUUCUUCUGGAAGAGCAAACACACGGGCCGCUUCCUGGACUACAACUUUGACGUGACCAAAGGAGAGAUCUUCAUCAAGUGCAUGGAGGGCGCGUCCACCAACGUCUGCUACAACGUGCUCGACCGAAACGUUCACGACAGGAAGCUGGGGGACAAAGUGGCCUUCUACUGGGAGGGCAACGAACCUGGCGAUGAGUUGACGGUGACGUACAGAGAGCUGCUGAACUGCGUGUGUCGCUUUGCCAACGUCCUGAGGUCACAGGGCGUGACGAAAGGGGACCGUGUAGCCAUUUACAUGCCCAUGGUGGUGGAGCUGGUGGUGGCCAUGUUGGCCUGCGCUCGCGUCGGAGCCGUUCACUCCAUCGUGUUUGCAGGUUUCUCUGCCGAGUCGCUGUGCGACAGGAUUGUGGACUCUCAGUGUUCACUGCUCGUCACUGCGGAUGGUUUCUACCGAGGGGAUAAGCUGAUCAACCUGAAACUCGUCGCGGACGAAGCCCUGCAGAAAUGCACAGACAAAGGAUUCUCACUCGGUCGGUGUAUCGUACUGAAACAUUUAUCCAAGGAAGCGCACGAGACUUCCCUCAGCUCCCCUCCCGCCAAACGACCGUGUCCUGACCUCCAGCCAUCUCCUUCAUGGUCAUCCCCCGCUUGCUGUGCUUCCUCACUCCGGCAGGAGACAGAAACAGGCAGAGUAAGAAAAACCCGUCCUGUUCCGCAGGUGCCGUGGAACCCGGAAGUGGACAAGUGUUGGCAUACUCUGAUGGGCGACGUGUCAGACGAGUGUGAGCCGGAGUGGUGCGCGUCCGAAGAUCCCCUCUUCAUCCUCUACACCAGCGGCUCCACCGGCAAGCCCAAGGGCGUCCUUCACACCGUCAGCGGCUACAUGCUCUAUACCGCCGCCACCUUCAAGCUGGUGUUUGACCACCGGCCCGACGACGUCUACUGGUGCACGGCCGACAUCGGCUGGAUCACCGGACACUCGUACAUCACCUACGGGCCGCUGGCUAAUGGCGCCACCAGCGUCUUGUUUGAGGGUCUUCCCACAUACCCGGAUGUGAGCCGCAUGUGGGAGAUUGUAGACAAGUACCACGUUAGCAAGUUCUACACGGCGCCCACCGCCAUCAGGCUGUUGAUGAAGUACGGCAGCGAUCCGGUGCACAAGUACAAGCGAGACUCUCUGAAGGUUCUGGGCACGGUCGGAGAGCCCAUCAACCCCGAGGCCUGGCAGUGGUACUUCACGGUGGUGGGAGACGGCAGAUGUCCCAUCGUCGACACGUUCUGGCAGACGGAGACGGGCGGACACGUGAUGACGCCUCUGCCGGCUGCUACGCCCAUGAAGCCAGGCUCUGCUACAUUUCCCUUCUUCGGAGUCGUGCCAGCCAUCUUGAACGAGUCGGGCGAGGAGUUGGAGGGCACGAGUGAAGGUUACCUGGUGUUCAAGCAGCCGUGGCCCGGCGUGAUGAGAACGGUGUACGGAAACCACGGCAGGUUCGAAAGCACCUACUUCAAGAAGUUCCCGGGAUACUACGUGACCGGAGAUGGUUGCCGUAGAGACAAGGACGGAUAUUACUGGAUCACCGGGAGGAUAGAUGACAUGCUCAACGUCUCAGGUCACUUGCUGAGCACAGCAGAGGUGGAGUCGGCAUUAGUGGGGCACGAGGCCGUCGCCGAGGCCGCCGUGGUGGGCCGGCCUCAUGCCGUCAAAGGAGAAAGUCUCUACUGCUUUGUGACGCUACGCGAUGGCGCCGCAUUCAAUCACACACUGGAAGCCCAGCUCAAAAAACAAGUGCGUGAGAAGAUCGGCGCCAUCGCAACACCCGACUUCAUUCAGGACGCUCCAGCGCUCCCCAAAACCAGAUCAGGCAAGAUCAUGCGGCGCGUGCUGCGCAAGAUCGCCAGUGGCGAGCGGGACCUGGGCGACAUCUCCACGCUGGCCGACUCGUCGGUGGUGGAGCAGCUUUUCCACAACAGGUGCUGCACGGCCGUGUGACAACAUCCCGGCGCUCCCCGUCCACGGACCCGCUCGUCACGUCGUCAUCUGCCAACAAAUGAUAAUAAUAGGAUUGGUAUGUGUGUGUGUGUGUGUGUGUGUGUGUGUGUGUGAAGAAUAAAUCCAUUUAUUUUCACUACUUUUUCACACACACACACACACACACACACAUUUAUUAAUAAUAAUUAUUCAAAUGACUUCAUGUCCUCCAAUUAGCCUUUAAUUUGUGUUGUAAGUUUUUCUUUAAGAUGCUUUGAAGUAUGUCUGCUCUUUGUAUUCAAUUGUUUUGUCUGUGUUGGGUUUUUAAACGAAGACGUUUUGGAUUAAAAACAUGAAUUUUGCGCCCGGUUCGGCUUUUGUCGUCUGA